This is a messenger RNA of Procambarus clarkii (red swamp crayfish), 1302 nucleotides long. NCBI's taxonomy places the organism in Eukaryota, Metazoa, Arthropoda, Malacostraca, Decapoda, Cambaridae. The record is from RefSeq and is a predicted model, not a curated record.
AUGGCUGUCAUUGUACCUCUCUCAGCUGUGAUGGCUGUCAUUGUACCUCUCUCAGCUGUGAUGGCUGUCAUUGUACCUCUCUCAGCUGUGAUGGCUGUCAUUGUACCUCUCUCAGCUGUGAUGGCUGUCAUUGUACCUCUCUCAGCUGUGAUGGCUGUCAUUGUACCUCUCUCAGCUGUGAUGGCUGUCAUUGUACCUCUCUCAGCUGUGAUGGCUGUCAUUGUACCUCUCUCAGCUGUGAUGGCUGUCAUUGUACCUCUCUCAGCUGUGAUGGCUGUCAUUGUACCUCUCUCAGCUGUGAUGGCUGUCAUUGUACCUCUCUCAGCUGUGAUGGCUGUCAUUGUACCUCUCUCAGCUGUGAUGGCUGUCAUUGUACCUCUCUCAGCUGUGAUGGCUGUCAUUGUACCUCUCUCAGCUGUGAUGGCUAUCAUUGUACCUCUCUCAGCUGUGAUGGCUGUCAUUGUACCUCUCUCAGCUGUGAUGGCUGUCAUUGUACCUCUCUCAGCUGUGAUGGCUGUCAUUGUACCUCUCUCAGCUGUGAUGGCUGUCAUUGUACCUCUCUCAGCUGUGAUGGCUGUCAUUGUACCUCUCUCAGCUGUGAUGGCUGUCAUUGUACCUCUCUCAGCUGUGAUGGCUGUCAUUGUACCUCUCUCAGCUGUGAUGGCUGUCAUUGUACCUCUCUCAGCUGUGAUGGCUGUCAUUGUACCUCUCUCAGCUGUGAUGGCUGUCAUUGUACCUCUCUCAGCUGUGAUGGCUGUCAUUGUACCUCUCUCAGCUGUGAUGGCUGUCAUUGUACCUCUCUCAGCUGUGAUGGCUGUCAUUGUACCUCUCUCAGCUGUGAUGGCUGUCAUUGUACCUCUCUCAGCUGUGAUGGCUGUCAUUGUACCUCUCUCAGCUGUGAUGGCUGUCAUUGUACCUCUCUCAGCUGUGAUGGCUGUCAUUGUACCUCUCUCAGCUGUGAUGGCUGUCAUUGUACCUCUCUCAGCUGUGAUGGCUGUCAUUGUACCUCUCUCAGCUGUGAUGGCUGUCAUUGUACCUCUCUCAGCUGUGAUGGCUGUCAUUGUACCUCUCUCAGCUGUGAUGGCUGUCAUUGUACCUCUCUCAGCUGUGAUGGCUGUCAUUGUACCUCUCUCAGCUGUGAUGGCUGUCAUUGUACCUCUCUCAGCUGUGAUGACAGUCAUUGUACCUCUCUCAGCUGUAAAACUGAGAGAGGUGUAUGAUAACACAAUGUCAUUAUUCAAGCCGGAUUUAAACGGCUUGUCAAUAACUAACUUUGUGACACUAAAUCCCUUAGUUAACUAG